Medicago truncatula (barrel medic) is the source of this 1741-nucleotide messenger RNA. RefSeq lists its product as uncharacterized. Lineage: Eukaryota; Viridiplantae; Streptophyta; Magnoliopsida; Fabales; Fabaceae. The transcript is spliced from 3 exons. The record is from RefSeq and is a predicted model, not a curated record. The coding region runs from base 255 to 1580 and encodes 441 amino acids.
AAGUUAGUGUAAAAAUGUGAAAUAACAAACCAAAGCGUGCAUACACGACAUAAACAUAUAUCAGACCACGUUACAAAGAGGGUCCCACCUAUAGUUUUGGUUAUCAAUAUUAUUUUCACAAACUUUCAUACUCUCAUACAUUACUAUACAACUUGCAUUCUAAAUUUCUAAAUUUCCAACUCUUCUAACUUCUUAUACUCUUCUCUUUUAACUUUCUUAUUAUUGUUAAAUUCUGUGGUUUUUUUUUGUUUGUUAUGAAGAAGCUUAGCCCUAAUCUUGAUAGAGAAGAUGGUCUUGAAACUGUGCUUGAAGUUCCUAUACCAGAGGAAAUUUUUACACAUAAGAGUGGAACCAUGAAAGCUUGGCAGAAUGUGAAGUUUUGGAUGAAGCCAAACGCAGCAGAAGCAAAAGCUGCUUCCAUGACAGCAGUGUUUGGAGGAAGAAACUCAGAGAUUCAGCUUUUGUUAGGUGUUGUAGGAGCUCCAUUAAUUCCUUCACCUAUCAUCAAUUCUUCUGACAAUUACCAACUCAUCACUCCCAGCAUUAAAGACCAACGUAUUGAAGUUUCAAUGGCUAAAUAUAUAAUGAAACAGUAUGUGGCUGCAGUGGGAGGAGAAAGAGCAUUGAAUUCAGUGGAUAGUAUGUAUGCAAUGGGACAAGUGAAAAUGGCAACUUCAGAGUUUUCUUCAGGGGAAAGGGGUGUGAAUAGUAAUAAUAAUAAUAAGAAGAUGGUGAAGGUGAAGAAUGUUGAGAUGAAAGGAGAGAUGGGUGGUUUUGUAGUGUGGCAGAAGAGACCAGAGUUAUGGUGUUUAGAGUUGGUGGUUUCUGGUAACAAGAUUAGUGCAGGAAGUGAUGGAAAAGUUGCUUGGAGACAAACUCCUUGGCAUCAUUCUCAUGCUUCCCGUGGUCCACCUAGACCUCUUAGACGUUUCUUACAGGGUCUUGAUCCAAGGUCAACAGCUAAUUUAUUCAGCACCUCAGUAUGCAUUGGGGAGAAAACAGUGAACAAAGAAGACUGUUUCAUAUUGAAACUCGAAGCAGAGUCAUCAGCGCUACGAGCAAGAAGCAACAGCAACGUAGAGAUAGUUCGACACACAGUGUGGGGAUACUUCAGCCAGAGAACAGGUCUAUUAGUGCAGCUAGAAGACUCACACUUGCUCAAACUCAAGUCCUCAGAAACUGACUGCGUAUACUGGGAAACCAAUAUGGAGUCACUAAUACAAGACUAUAGAACCGUCGAUGGCAUUCAAAUAGCACACGCCGGGAAAACAAAGGUGUCCUUGUUUAGGUUUGGUGAAGGACCUGAGACACGUUCGAGGACACGAAUGGAAGAGGUUUGGCAAGUUGAAGAAGUUGAUUUUAAUAUUAAAGGUUUGUCUAUUGAUUGUUUUUUACCUCCUAGUGAUUUGAAGAGAGAACAAGAAGAAACAGGACAGUGUGGCGGUGGUGUGGUUACUGGUACUAAUGCUAAGUUGCCUUAUAAGAUUCGUUCCGCUUCUUUUAGGAUAAGUACUUCUAAAGUAGCAGCUGUGAACUUGGAUGAUUCUUGUACUACUAGUGAGAGUGAUGAGGAUUUCUAAAUCCAUCCUUUUUGAAUUUGUAUAUAUAACAUUCACUGAUACAUGGUUAAGUGUUUGUAGUUGAGGUAUGAAUAUGUUAUUAACUUGAUUCCUUCACUUUUAACUUGUUUUUUUCGUUAGAAAGUGAUGAACAGAAAUAAAAGACUGAACAAUUUUCGAUA